AUGUCUGCAAUUCAAAUGGUAUCUGCUCUUCAAGAUAUAGUUCAGGAAGGAGAAUUGAAAUUCGAUGAAGUACCUACUAUUGGCAUUGUAGAGAAAUGGAUCAAACAAUAUAAUCAAAUAUG
Molecule: messenger RNA, 122 nt
Organism: Cetraspora pellucida
Lineage: Eukaryota; Fungi; Glomeromycota; Glomeromycetes; Diversisporales; Gigasporaceae
Source: the annotation of a GenBank genome assembly